This is a messenger RNA of Rubroshorea leprosula, 1086 nucleotides long. The record is from the annotation of a GenBank genome assembly. NCBI's taxonomy places the organism in Eukaryota, Viridiplantae, Streptophyta, Magnoliopsida, Malvales, Dipterocarpaceae.
CUCCAUAUCUCAUCCAUGGAAGUCGCCAUCUUUAAGCUUCUGCUUAAAGCUUGACCUGAACUAAACCCAACCCCCAAUUAUCUCCUCCUCCCGCAUUGUCCCUUACCCCACUCCUCCUCUGUCGCCUUCUUUUUGCUUCAAUGGAUUCCGCUAACAUAACUUUUUCUCUGUACUGACUCCAACUUCCAGCAUAAUUAAUGCUUUGUGUUGUAAUCUACUGCAUUAAAUAAUUCCCAGAUAAUCCCAAUAGGUAACACCCAUUACGCAAAGUCAAGCCUUACCAACACUUAUCAUCUCGGAGAGAUCAAACAGAGUUGAGAUCGCCACGCUUGGUUUUCGACAUUUCAGGCUCGAAAAGGGGAGGCCGACAUGGUUGGUAUUUUCUCGAAGUUUUCUGUUGGUAGAGCUGGCCAUCGGCGAACUCAGAGCACCCUUGAUGAAAGGGAAGUAUUGCCCCCAAAUUCAGAGGUUGCAACCGCAGCUACAACUGCUGUCUCUACUCAUGGGAUUGAAGUAGCCGUGGAGUUUAAGCCAGUUGAACAUCCGGUUGAGCCUUUGGAUAGCGACCAACCAAUCCAAUGCCCACUUCCUGAACCUUCAAUUCUUAAUGAUGGAAGAAUAUGGAAGGAGCGAGUAUCAGCCCAAAGACUGAGAACUGACUUGCCAGUUGUGAAGGGUGUGGGUGCCCUUGAAUCUGAAGCUGCUGGAAGAAAACAACGGCCAACCCAAGUGAACCGCAUGAUUUUGCCAUCUCUAAGUGCCCCUGAACAUGAUUUGUUAAACCUACUUGAAGAAUGUAAUGCAUCUGGGAUCUAAAACCCAGUACCUGCUGCUAUUUGGAAUUCAACUUGGCAUAAAUUAACACGUAUAAGUUCCAAAGUGUUGUCAUUGUAUCAUAUUCUUUUCCAUUUCCAUAAUUAGUUGAGCAUUCAUGUUCCCCUCUUUACAAUCUGUAUAUCCAAUAAAUCACAUUGAAGUUUCCGUGUAUGCCUGGUGACAAUAUAUCCAGUUAAUGAUUUGAAAUUAUUUCAUUCAACCCAUGUGGGGUACGGUUAUCUUAUCUUCCAAUUAACAUCAUGUUGCCUU